Messenger RNA from Leptopilina boulardi, 4892 nucleotides. RefSeq lists its product as uncharacterized. The transcript is spliced from 3 exons. The record is from RefSeq and is a predicted model, not a curated record. Lineage: Eukaryota; Metazoa; Arthropoda; Insecta; Hymenoptera; Figitidae. The coding region runs from base 132 to 4697 and encodes 1521 amino acids.
CUAAAAAUAAUACAAUUGAAUUAUUUAACAUAAUUAUGGAAAUAAUUUUGAGAAAAACGGUAUAAAUUCUACUGUUUUUAGCAGACAUGUUACAAUUUUCUUUUUUGAUAGGCUCAAUCUAUUAAAAAAAAAUGAAAAUCCUUAAAGAAGGGGUACUCUUUCUUUUUAUUCUCAUUCAAAUAAAUUCUUUCUGUUUAGCAGAAAACUUAAUUAAUCAUGCUGCUAAUGAGAAGAAGAACGAAGAAUUCUCAAAUCGAAUAAUAUUAAACGACUUCAGCAUAAAAUCCUCUAUUAGCGAACUUUUUAAAUAUUUUGACUACUUGGAAAUAAUAAAUGAGUUUAUAGAGCCAAAAAUCAAAAGACUAUGUAUCGUUAUAGCAAAAGAUAUAAAAGAUAGUAUAAAAUUAGCUGAAUUAUUGAGCAACAAAAAUAGAUUGUUGCCUGAAAAAAAACAAAAUUUUUCCGAAACUAAGAAUUUAAUAUACAAUGAAAUUAUGCAAAAUUAUUAUCUAUAUUACCAUAAAGAGUUAUCGGCACACAUAAUUGUUUAUCCUACAGAAAUGCAAAAUAAAAUAUUAGCGACAUAUUUGAUAAAGAGAACCAUAGACUCGUCAGAAGAAUUAAAAGUUGCACUGACAUGUUCAAAAGAAGUUAACGAAGACAAUCUUAAUUCCAUGUUUAUGAUGGCAUCAAAUAUACUCGAUUUCAACAGAGAACAACACAAUCUUAAGCAUAAAAUUAUUUUUUUGCCAUUAGAUGUCAAUGAUCAAAGUAAAUUUACGGCCGCAAAAAACAACUUAGAAAAUUAUUUUUACAAAAAAUUCGAAAGAUUUGGAAAUUCUUUAAAUGUAAAAGAUUUACUUUUUUCUGCUUUUUAUGAUUAUAAGAAUUUAACUAAGAAAGAGCAAUUAGAAUAUAUUGUAAUAGGAUCUCUUCUUUAUCACAAAGCAAUUCGCAUCGCUCACAUAAUGAUUAAUUUACAUGAACACCCACAAAGAAUUCUUAUGUCGACUUAUGAAGAAGACUAUUUAACUAUAUACAAUUAUAUACAAACGACCAGUAAUUUAAUCAAAAUUCGUACUUUCGCAUUUUCGUAUGAUGGGGAAAUUUUGGAUUUAUUAAAAAACCGAUAUCCCUACAUGGAGCCUUCAUCAGUGGAUGUGUCCUCCCUAAAAGGUGUACUAACUUUCCCAGAUUGGGUGACGAAAAACAGCAACAUAUCAAAACGUGAAUCUCAAGACAAUGAAGUUGAGAAAUUUAUCAACAAUGUUUGUAAUCGAACGGAACAAAUUGAAGUCGUUAAGCAUGUUUGUUUCAUGAAAUAUAUGAAUUACGAUAAACCUGAAAAACUAUUAAAUUAUAUGCAGAAUUUUACUAUUGAUUAUUAUUUGCGAGAGGAAAAAGAGUUGUUUUCCAUAUUAUCAUCAAUGUAUAAAACUGAAAAUAGCAAGGAAACUGGAAUGUAUAAAUCACAGGAUCUGUACGAGAAGAUAGAGAAAAUUGAUGGACAAAAGAAGGAUCUAAUGUUGGAGGCAUUUUUCGCUGUUAACAAUUUCCUAAAUCCAGAAGCAGAACAUUUGUGCUCGCAAAUAGGCAACGGAACCUAUAAAUUGCAAGUUAGAGGAAAAUUUUUAAUCGUUGGUCAGAUUCUACGCAAGAAGUAUUGUUCCGGAAAUGUGACAAUUUUAGAACUUUUAGCUCUUGAUAAAAUUGUCAUUAAUGAAGAUUUGGUCAGUGAUAAAGUACAACUAGUCAUUAUAAUGGCACCAAUUUGGGAAAUCGUUUGGAACAGAGUUAUACGUCUAACUGGUGCUCCUGGAGAUAACAAUUGGAGGCCCUAUAAAUAUGAACCUGAUUAUAGUACUGAUCCUGUGCGAUUAGAUGGUUUAGACGGAGUUCGCGGAGGACCUGGAGGAUCAUUUUUCGGAAUCGCUAAUACUAUAAUUAAGGAUAAAAAUUUGUACAUUUCAACUAUAGGUGGUAGAGGAGGUGAUGGACAAAAUGGUGCAGAUGGAUUAGUUUAUGAGAGAAAUCCUGGAACGGAAAAACAAGUACAUUCUCCAGGUAUUAAAGGCAACGCAGGAAAAGGUGGAAUUCCAGGCUUAGUUCAGUUUUUCCCUUUAAAUAACAUUAAUUUCAAUAUAAGUAUAUCGCAAACAAACGGUAGUGUUGGUACACCUGGAGAUGAUGGGAUAAUGAAUAAAGUAUCAGAUUUCUUCUUAAAUUUUCUUUUACGUAGAGAGAGAAUGAAAAUCAACUUUGAUAGCUAUUUAAUUGAUGAACCAAAAGGAAUAAAUAAUUUAACUUCAACUUUAAUGAUAUACAGAAAAUAUGUUUUAAAGAAUAUGUUAAAAACGGGUAAACAAGAUUACGCGGACUUGUACGGAAAACUGAAUACAAACGUGAAUCUUACAAAAAAUCUCAAUACUUUAGUCUUUGCUGAUGAAUUGUUUUAUUUGGAAGAAAAUAAUUACUUAAUAUUAAAUAAAUCCAUUUUAUACACAAUGUAUCUGGGGUUGCAAAAUGGACUUGCUUUAUAUAAAGGAGAACCACAAAGACUUGGAGAAUCUGAUGACGACAAAACAUUUCUUUCUAAAUUGGAACACUUCAUUGUAAAAAAGACAGGCGAAUUGUAUGGAAAUCUUCAUAAUCAGGCUGUUGUUAAGAUCAAUGACUUUAUAGGAUAUUGCAAAGAAAAUGGAGAAAAACUACGAAAAUUGGAAAUUAGUAAGAAAUUCGAAGAAGUUAGCACUAAAUUUAAAAAAGAAUUUCAAAAACAAAUAGAUGAGGCUUCAAAAUUAAUUAAAAAUAACCUCGAAGUUAUUGUGGAUAAAAAAUUUAACGACUUAAAUAAAGAGAUUGAAAAAUUAGUAGAUGAAGUUAAAGUCAUGAUUAAGAAGGGCAAUGAAGCAGUUGGGAAAUUGAAAGAAAAAAAGAAAGAACUAGAAUUUCAAAUAGCUUUAAGGAAACUUUUCACUAUUUUCAAAUUUAUUAUUUUUGGACUGUCGUUCAUAAAUCCUGUUUGUGCAACAAUUGGCUCAGCAUUGAGCGGAGGUCUAUCUAUCUUAGAAACAAAUUAUUUAACCGCUGAAGGAGACAAAGACUAUGAGGAAUUUAAAAUACCAGAGGCAGUAACUAAAGAUGUGAAAAGUUCAUUUACAAAAUAUGAUGAGGAAACAAAGAAAGAAUAUGAAGAAGUUGAAAAGCAAUUAAAAGAGAUAAAAUCAGAGAAAGAGAAAUUAUCAGUUGAUGAAGCUAAGCCGCUGAAUGAUAUGGUACAAGAAGUAACUAAAAAAUGUACUCCAAAAGUGUCAUUUCCAAAGAAAUGUAUGAUGGAAAUUCUGGAAAAGAAAGAAAAUGAAUUGACGACACAGAGUGUAAAGCAAAAGAAGAGCUACAAAACAUCGUUAAAAAUUGUAAAAGGAGCGGAAAUUUCUCUAGACGUUGUUAAUUUAGGACUAGAGAACUACAAUAGCAUUAAGAAAGAUGCAUCUGAAAUAGAAAAAAUUGAUGAACAAAUUGAUAAACAGAAGAAGAAUAUUAAAAAAUUAGAAGAAUUCCAGACGAAGAUUUACAAAAAUUUACAACCGCAAAUCGAGGAUAUUAGGAAGCAAUUGCGCGAGACAUCUAAAGGAUAUGUUAUAUCUUCAACAGCACUUCUUGAAUACAAAAGAUUCGAAAUGGGUGAAUACUUAAAUAAAAUUUCGUCAGAGCUAGAUAGCUGGACUAAGCAAUUCAACGUCAGCCAAGAAAUUAAGGAUACAAUGGGACAAUUAAAAGCCGCAAUGAAUACAAUUAUUCAGAUGCACACUCUUAUUAAGGACUUUGAAUCUCAAAAAAGACAGGCAGACUUUGUGACAGAUGUUGCGAGUGUACCUUUUAAAAACACAAAUAUAAAAGAUCCAAAGUUAGUAGAAAUUUUAACGAAAUUAGAAAAUAUUCACUAUUCAAACACUAUUAUUGAUGAGUACAACAAGUUAGCAAUUGCUAUGAAAGGUUACGCAUAUCCAUUUCUAAAAGAUUUCUCAGACUUCUUCUCCAGUCCAAGUAUGUUAUUUAAUAGUUAUUUCAUAAAACCAAGCAACUUAGUUGAUAAAAUAUAUCAAUUAGAUUCAAAAUUAAAAAGUAGAAGAAGUCACGGUGCUGUAUUUAAACAAUUUAAGGCAGCUAAAUUUGGAAUUCCCGGGGGUCAUUCUGCAUUUUAUACCUGGAAGAACAGUACUCAUUCGUCAUAUAUUAAAGACAUUCUCGAAGGAAAGGUAGUCGAGCUAUUUGCAAAUAUUUCGCAAGAACCAGGUUUAAAUGCAGUAAAGUUUCAAAAUAUAGAGAUUUUGUUUUCGUCAUCUGAUAAUGAAACAAAUGUUCAAUUAAAGGAAGACUUUAAAGAAUUUCAAAUAUUGUUUACUCACAAUGGAGAUUCUUACUACAGAUGUAGCGAUAAAGUGCAUGUAAUUAAAUCAGGUACUUAUGGCUCAGUUUUUGAGCCCAUCACGUCAAAAAGAAAUAAGCGUCAGGCUUCUAAUAUUGAUUAUGUUUUGAGUCCUUUUGCAACAUGGAGAGUUCAACUUGAACCUAUUCGGAAUGGUCAUAAUUUUGAUUCUUUAGCUAAAUAUGUGAAUAAAGUUAAUCUAGAGUUGGUUGGAGAAGGUCAGUACUUGUUGGCAAAUAAAAAUAUUUGUAAUGAAUACUUUGAAUGAAUAUGGUCAGUUAUGUUAAUUUCAAUAGAAAUAAAAACUAUAUUGUCUUUAAAUUUUUUUGAUUAAAGUAGAAAAAAACUUAAGUUAACUUAACUUUAAGUUUACCUUAUAAUGUUUUCAUAUUUUUUAAAAAAUAAAUUGUAUUAUAAUUUACCUGUUCCUUGAAGGUCUACUUAGCCCUAGGAACUUUGAAUA